AAGCGGCAGCUCUUCAGCUACAUCACAGACUAUCUCGUCAUAUUCAUCUCGGUCGCUGCUUUUGGUGCACUAGAUAGAGCCGACCCGCACCAUCAACCAUUUUCAUUGAAGGACAUCAAUAUUCAGUACCCCUAUGCAUUGGAUGAGCGGGUCUCUGCAGCUCAAGCAGGUGUCAUUGCUGUUCUAUUUCCAUUGGUCGUACUCGUUUUGUGGACACUCGCAGUGGAAGGCCGUCUGCCCCUUCCAGCGAAACGCAGACUUCGCUUUAUCGAGCGACUCUGGGAACUCAAUCUUGCUAUUCUUUCACUUGGCCUCGCAGUUGGUAUUGCUCUGGUCGCCACCAACGCACUCAAAAACACAGUCGGUCGGCCGAGACCUGACUUGCUAAGUCGAUGUGUUGUUCGAGCCGACAGCGCAGAUGCAUCUCCGUUUGGAUUGAGCACAAGCGAGAUUUGCACACAAACAGAUGCUGCUGUUCUGCGUGAUGGCUUCAAAUCCUUUCCGAGUGGGCAUUCGAGCAUUAGCUUCUCUGGUCUUGGUCUUCUUGCAUUUUGGCUUGCCGGCAAGCUCAGAUUGAUGGACGGCAGGGGACAUAUCUGGAAAGUGGUCGUUGUCAUGAUUCCUAUUGCAGCAGCGACACUAGUCGCAGUAUCACGUAUUAUGGACAAAAGACAUCAUGCGUUUGAUGUGCUUUUUGGAUCAGCACUGGGUAUCAUUUGCGCGUGGGUGGCGUACAGGCAGUACUUUCCUUCGCUG
This is a messenger RNA of Protomyces lactucae-debilis, 756 nucleotides long. RefSeq names its product phosphatidic acid phosphatase type 2/haloperoxidase. The record is from RefSeq and is a predicted model, not a curated record. Gene Ontology annotation, molecular function: phosphatidate phosphatase activity. The annotation marks the transcript as partial. Gene Ontology annotation, biological process: phospholipid metabolic process. The transcript has a single exon. NCBI's taxonomy places the organism in Eukaryota, Fungi, Ascomycota, Taphrinomycetes, Taphrinales, Protomycetaceae.